Lotus japonicus is the source of this 711-nucleotide messenger RNA. RefSeq lists its product as uncharacterized. The transcript has a single exon. The record is from RefSeq and is a predicted model, not a curated record. NCBI's taxonomy places the organism in Eukaryota, Viridiplantae, Streptophyta, Magnoliopsida, Fabales, Fabaceae. Gene Ontology annotation, molecular function: RNA-DNA hybrid ribonuclease activity; nucleic acid binding. Bases 1 to 711 code for a protein of 236 amino acids.
AUGAGGCCUACAGUUGCUCAGACUCAAGAGUUCGAUUCUUGGCUCCUAGAUACCUUCGAAUGGCUUAGAUCUCCCACAUUCCAGCAGCAAGGGCACUUCCAACUUGCUCGGAUUCUUUGGGGAAUAUGGAAAACGAGAAACGAAUGCCUCGUUGAGGGGAAAACUCCAGAUGCUGUCCAAACGUUGAACCGGAUCCUCUCAACUGACCCCCCUCCUCAGAACAGCGGUACUCUUGGGCAUGUAGGUGUCAUCCCUACCAGGAACCUGAACCCAGGUAUCGUAGAACCAAACUUCAGAUCUCCAGCAAGUGGCAUAAAGGUUAACACCGAUGCAACUUUCUCACUAGACUCUAAAAGAGGGGCUAUUGGACUCAUCUUCAAGGAUGGAAGGGGUGUCACCCUGUUCACCCACUCCAGAAGUAUCAUUGCUAGCUCUGCCCUGGCUGUAGAGGCUCUUGCGAUUCGCGAGGUUCUUCUUGUUUCCACCAACUUCCAGCUUCAUGAAGUGAGAGUAGAAUCGGACUGUCAAGCCCUCAUCUCCCAAAUCAAGAGCAACAGAUUCGAUUGGGCCAUUGCACCAAUCCUCAAGGACAUACAAGAACUGAAGAUAGCUAUCCCCAGAUGUACCUUUGUGUGGAUCAAGAGAGAGUUCAACACUCAAGCUCACAACCUUGCUUUUCAACGUCUCCACCAGCAGUUUGGGCCCCUCUAG